Molecule: messenger RNA, 190 nt
Organism: Rotaria sp. Silwood1
Lineage: Eukaryota; Metazoa; Rotifera; Eurotatoria; Philodinida; Philodinidae
Source: the annotation of a GenBank genome assembly
AUGACAAUGGAAGCAAAUCCCAUUGGUGAUCAAAUGAUUAACAUGACAGAGGAUGAACAAAUUAUGGAAAUUCCAUUAAAUGAUACAAUUUCUAAGGCUACUUCAAAGAAGCGUAAACGCAACAUAUCGACCAAAAUUGACAAGCAUUUAAGUAAAUCAUUGAGUGGUUUGUCGAUUUCUCAAGGAUGUU